AUGCCACCAUUCUACUAUCAAAAUCUGAAUCAACCGGACGAAGAAGGUCAGUUACAAGAUGGAACGCGUAUGUCGUGGUGCGACGACAGGAGUUCAGCUGGUUCAGUUUCCCCAUUUUUGAAGCAUAUAAUGACGCCUUAUGGUUUGUUUUGGUGCAAAGCAAAACAGAUUUCUGGAUGGGAAGGAUCCCCAUGUAUCGUUCAGUGUUCAUGUUGCCAGCGAUCCCACUACAGAUCUCGGGCCUGGUGCAGGAGUUUCACUGAACGGAGAUGGCGGUGGCAAAUCUUUCGUCCAGUGCUUUCUGCACUCCUAGGCGUUUCGUUGCUGUAUGCCGUUCCCCUGCUGCGGCGCUCUGAACACGUCCCCACAACGCUUUCUAAAACUGCGUCGGACUCGACAGCUGUAAAGGGCGUCACCAAGGACUUUAGCAUUUUCCAGUUGAGUAUGUCAACCUAUGAGAAGAUCUUUGGUGACACCGAUCCCUUCCAAUUCAAGUGCCCCGUACCAGGGGUCCUUGCGGAGGGUUCUGGUACAACGUCUUGCUGCGGUGGAUACAACGCCUUGGGCUGGCCCUUCCAAUUUUUGGAAUGUGAACAUUUGGGCUACUGCACCACGUGUUGGGUCGAGAGUAGCGAGGCGCAGAUGCGACGGCACCCGGGGAUUCAUUUCGCGGGGGCCUCCUGGGCUGCCACCAUCAGCGUGAUGAAUGGCCAGGCCCAGGGCAUUCGCUCCGAAUGGGCCGGAAAUGUUUUGAAGGCGGCGGUCCAGAACAGCCCGAGUCUGGGGCCAACGGUGGAGAAUUCGCAUGUGGGCAACCACCAGAUGCACGUGAAGAUCCGCACGGGGUUGCUGGAGGGGCGGACCAACGUCUGCCUGGCCAUUGAUGAUUGGGAUGUGGACAUGUUGAAUGAAGAUCGAGAGAACAUCCACGCGCGUGUCUUCAAAUCCAGUCGCCGGAAACUGGCCAUCGUGGCCUUCCGCGGCACACAGUUCGAAUCGGCUAAGAACUGGCAUGUGGAUGCGGAUAUUCAGCGAAUUCCCAUGACUUUGCCCAAUGGAAACAUCACUUUGGUGCAUGAAGGCUUUUUGACAGCCUUGGACCACAUCCUUCCACAUGUGAAGCGAUGGGUGGAUGGCUACAUUCUAGGUCUCUUCCAUGCAGUGCCCAGCGAUUGGAAACUGAUCUUCACGGGGCACAGCUUGGGUGGCGCAUUGGCGCUGCUGGCAGCCACUAAGGCUUUUGCAGAGCACUGGCCACGGAAGCCCGAAGCGGUGAUAGGCUUCGGCGUGCCACGGGUGGCGGACAAGGCCUUGGAUGACUGGUGGCAGCAACAGGCACUUUGUGACAAGUUGAUCCGGAUCAAUACCUAUAACGAUUUGGUGCACGUCAUGCCGUUUCACAAGAUGUGGAAUGCAUUCAGUGCGGUCAGCGAUGUCUACGAUUGCGUUGUAUCACCUUUGAGUUGCAUCAGCCAGUCGGGAAAUAUCAUCGGCUCGGCCCCGGACCCUUCGGAGAUGGAGAUCAGCAAUCAAUGGGCGCAUGUAUGCCCUCAGAGCGAGGUGCUCAUUCCAAGCCGCGUGAAAGGGAUCAACGAAGAGUUGGAAGAACUGUCGCCCUUCGGCGGCGUCCUGGCGCACUUGAACGAGAAUUGCCUCUAUGGCUACAUCUAUGCCGUGCUGCAUAGCAACAUCACCACGUUGGACGACUAUUGUGGUUUGUCCCCUGCCAUUUGUUCCAAUAUGUCUCACGUUGGCCUCCCUUGACGUUUGAUUCACAGCCUGGGCUAGUAACUUUAGUAUUCGC
Cladocopium goreaui is the source of this 1804-nucleotide messenger RNA. NCBI's taxonomy places the organism in Eukaryota, Dinophyceae, Suessiales, Symbiodiniaceae. The record is from the annotation of a GenBank genome assembly.